Messenger RNA from Suillus subalutaceus, 2757 nucleotides. RefSeq lists its product as uncharacterized. The transcript has 6 exons. NCBI's taxonomy places the organism in Eukaryota, Fungi, Basidiomycota, Agaricomycetes, Boletales, Suillaceae. The record is from RefSeq and is a predicted model, not a curated record. The coding region runs from base 1 to 2757 and encodes 918 amino acids.
AUGCGCUGCCCCUCCUGCAGCAAGCGUUUUAAGAAUGAGGGACGCUUUCUGCAACACCUGAAUCAGCCUUCUUCUCACUGUUACAAGUGGGAUGGUAACCUAGUUCGCAUCUUAAGACCAGCACAAGCUCCAAGUCCUCAAUUUCCUCUCCACAACGACACGGACCCGACCUUUGACCCGGAGUAUAUGGACCAUGGAGUUGAUGCAGACACUGGAGCGGAGUAUGAGUCUUCAGGCUCGCAGGCAGAUUACGGUGAAGAAGUGGAGUUUUAUGACGGUGCAGGCAAGACGUGGGGUGUUGGGAAGACUUUCAUGGACCAAUUCAACGAGGAUGAAUAUGCUGCAGAGAGGGAGCAAAACCAAUACUUUCCUUUCGCUAGCAAACCGGACUGGGAGAUGGCAUCGUAUAUUCUUCGGUCCGAUCUUAGCAUGGCCGAAAUCGACGAGUACCUCAAUCUUGAAUUUACCAAAACACUCCCGUUGUCAUUUCGCUCUUCGCGAGAACUCCGAGGACGUGUUGAAUUGCUCCCAGCUCCCCCUCAAUGGAAGUAUCAAAAAAUCACUACCGAGUUUCCAACGACAAAAACCCUUCAAAUAUUUUAUCGGGACGCAAUCGAGUGCUUGCAGUCACUUCUCAGUCACCCACUGUUGGCCGCCAGCUUUGAUUUCAUCCCAUGCAAGGUUUACAAGUCUGCCGAACGUGCGGUUCGAGUUUAUCAUGGUUUCAUGACAGGCGAUCAUGCUUGGAACCUUCAGAAAGACCUACCUGAAGGUGCAUCCCUCCUUGGUGUAGUCCUCUCCUCGGACAAGACCAAGGUCAGCAACAUCGCUGGCAACCGUUACGCGCAUCCACUUCUUGUUAGUCUCGCCAAUAUUGAUCCUGGAGUGCGUGCCAAAGGCUCCUUACAUGCAUAUAUCCCACUUGCUUUGCUUCCUGUUGCAAAGUUCUUGCACAGGAACAAGCGCAUGCAUGGGGUUCUCGCAGACCGUUUACUUCACCAAUGUAUCGACCUCGUUGUUGAGCCAUUGAAGCAGGCUGCCCGUCUUGGCGUUAUGAUGAGUGAUCCACGGGGUUUUAGCAGGUAUUGCUUCACCCCCCUCGUUGCUUAUGUCGCAGAUACUCCGGAGGAACUUGUAAUUGCAUGCACCACUAUGAACUCAUCGCCUGUCACUAUGGCUACCCGUGAAGACUUUGGAGACCCAAUCCGACACCCUCCUCGUGAUGGAUCAUCAACCCUUGCCAACAUUGCAGCGAUUAUAACAUCUAUCUCACCUUCCGAUCUCAUCCCGUUCUUCGAGGCAUGCAAACGCUACAAUCUAAACGGUGUUGACUUGCCAUUCUGGAGGAAUUGGCUUACCGCAAAUCCUUCCUCCUUCCUCACUCCAGAACUACUUCACCAUCUCCAUAAAAUGUUCUGGGACCAUGAUCGUCUCUGGUGCACAACAGUGGUUGGCUCGCAGGAAAUUGAUUUUCGUUUUGCGCUCCUCCAGGUGUGCACUGGUUACCGUGCAUUCAAGGAGGGAAUCUCCGCUUUGAAGCAAGCCACCGGGCGAGACCAUCGCAACGUUCAACGGUAUAUCGUUGGCGUGAUUGCUGGUGCUGCCCCUGCUGACUUCAUAUCUGCUAUUCGGGCCCUCAUGGAGUUUAGAUACCUCGCUCAAGCCCCGCAUUUCACCGACAAGCAAGUGGUAGAUUUAGACCGCUGUCUUAAAGUCUUUCAUCGGUUCAAACAGUCUAUCGUUGACGCUGCUGCUCGGCGGGGGAAAGGGGGUGGGGAUAAGCCAUGGGCGAUUCCAAAGCUCGAGCUGCUGCAGGGGGUAGUGCCCAGUAUUUGUUCACACGGCGCUGUCAUGCAGUGGUCUGCAGACCCCACUGAACAUGCGCACAUCAAGGUUGUGAAGGAGCCAGCGAGGGCAGGGAACAAUCACGACUACGACGCGCAAAUGCGUGCACAGGAGGACCACGAAAGGGACGAAGACAACGAGGGUGGUCUUGUCCAGCAUUUUGUCAAGGACUACUUUGCUUGCGCGCGCGACCUCAUUAAUGGUGUUCAUCCUCAAGCUCCCCGUCCCUAUCGAACAUUCUCCACCUCAAUUAACGCUUACCAUCUCAGCUAUGACCCCACGCACACGAAAAUGACAGUGGAUAAGGCUGCUGAAAACUUCUCUCUUCCUGACCUCCGUCCCGCAGUCUCCGAUUAUCUUGACCAGGUUGAUGCGCAUGUUGAUCACUUCGCUGUUGGUGGGAGGCGCCAUGCCCACCCUGGCUGCCCCCUCCCCUUUGAACGCAUUCAACUUGAGCCCGCGCAAACGCUACAUGCUCAACCACCCUCCAGUGCCUGGCCAUACGGCCGAUAUGACUCUGUCAUCGUUAGUUCAGGCAACACGCACAAGUGGCCAAAAAGUGGACUGGAUGGACACUUUGUUGCUCACCUUUGCUUGAUUUUUCGUCCCAUCACGACACUCUCAUAUUCCGAAUCAUAUCUUGCAUAUGUUGAACGUUUGGAUGUUGUGACUCUCAACGAUUCUACGGGUAUGUAUAUUCUCAGGCGUGCUCGACGAGCGAAUAAUGACCGGAUUGGCGAUGUCAUCCCAAUAACUCAGAUUGUGGCACCCGUCCAUCUCAUCCCGCGUUUUGGUCCAAAAGCCGAUCCGCGACUGACGAUGCAAAGCAGCAUUAACCAUGCCACAGAGUUUUACCUGAAUAAAUUCUGGAAUAAGGAGCUUUUCUUUGCGCUUCAUGUGACUAGUAGAUAA